Uloborus diversus is the source of this 2154-nucleotide messenger RNA. Its product is annotated as zinc finger protein 431-like. The transcript is spliced from 2 exons. The record is from RefSeq and is a predicted model, not a curated record. NCBI's taxonomy places the organism in Eukaryota, Metazoa, Arthropoda, Arachnida, Araneae, Uloboridae. The coding region runs from base 40 to 2154 and encodes 704 amino acids.
GUGAACUUUUCUUUAGCACAUCGUAACAAAAAGCGUGGGAUGAUGGAAGCUGAAGAAAUUCCCCCCAGUGUACAACAAGAGACGAAUGCUGAACAGUUCUUUUCAACGGAUGAGAAUGAAAAUAAAGUUGCCUUCUUCUGUGCUCCUUGCAACAAGAGUUUCAAGUCGUCGUUCAACCUCCGGAAGCACAACUUGACUCACACCGGCCUCAAGCCUCACAUCUGUGACAUUUGCGAGAAGGCUUUCACUCACCAAAGUGACCUCAAGUCGCACCGAAUGGGACAUACCGGGGAACAUCCCUAUUCUUGUCCUCUCUGCGGGAAAGGAUGUCCCACUCCCAGCAAACUUGAAAGACACCAACUCACUCACACCGGCAAGCGUCCUCACGUCUGUGACUUGUGCCAGAAAGGUUUUCGCACUGCCAGCGAUCUUCAGAGGCACAAGACAACUCACAAAGUUGAACCGGCUCAUGCCUGCCCCUUGUGCAGGAAAGGUUUCGAGACUUCCGUCGACUUGGACAUACACCUGCUCGUCCACAGUGCGGAGAGUUCAUACGAGUGCGAGUUCUGCAAGAAGGAGUUUGAUUCUGUUAGUGCAUUGCAGAGUCACAGCCUUAUCCAUUCCCUGGAGAGAUCCCAUUUCUGCGAGGAGUGUGGGAAAUCGUUCAAGUCCCUUUUCAAUUUGAAGAAGCACAUGAUGUUGCAUUCUGGCGCUCGGCCACACGUGUGUGAGGAGUGUGGCAGAGGGUUUAUAUCUUCCAGUGACUUGAACACGCACAGGCUGAAGCACACUGGCAAUUACCGUUAUACUUGUAACGUGUGCCAAAAAGGAUUUGCCACGCCCAGCAAACUCCAAAGGCAUAUUCUUACCCACACCGGAGAACGUCCUUACCACUGUACCAUGUGCGACAAAAGUUUCCGUUCCCUGAGUGACUUGCAGCGCCAUGGCAUAACUCACGAAGGAAAGGAUUUUACUUGCCAGUAUUGUAGCAAAGGAUUUGAUUCUGAAGAAAAGUUAAAAGCCCAUUGUGCUUUGCAUUUGGAUGAUAAGAACUUUGUCUGUGAUGUUUGCAACAAGACAUUUACUACUAUAAACCACCUUAAGAGCCACCAGGUGACACAUUCCAGUGACCGGCCAUACAUUUGUGAAGUGUGUGGCAACGGCUUCAAAACUUUUCAGAACUUGAAGAAACAUUGCUUCUCGCACACAGGGUACAAACCAUAUGCGUGUGAUUUUUGUGAGAAAAGGUUUACCAGUUCAAGUGACCUCAAAAUACACAGACUGCUUCACACAGGGAAUCAUCCACAUCCUUGUCCCAUGUGUGGGAAGGGAUUUCCCACUCCGAGCAAACUCACUCGGCAUCUUCUCACUCAUACCAGUUACAGACCUGCCUCGUGUGAUCACUGUAACAAGAGAUUCCGCAAUCAGAGUGAUUUGCGCCGACACAUAGAUAUUCAUAAAAGAGCUAAAAAGUCUCACACUUGCCUAAGUUGUGGGCAGAAGUUCAAAAGCAAAACAGAGUUUGUCAGUCACUCUGAACGUUGCUCAGACAAGCCAUUCAUGUGCCUCGUGUGCAACAAGAGAUUCAGUUCAGAAGUGAGGCUGAAAAAUCACUCAAAGAUGCAUGUGAGCAGGCGGACACACUGCUGCGAUGUCUGCGGAAAGGGUUUCGUGAACAUCAGUCGGUUGAACUCUCAUCGGUCGUCUUGCACUCUCAAGGUUCAUGAUACGGUUAACUGUGAAGAAGGUGGUGGAGAUGACAUUGGAGAAAACAUGCCACCUGAAAAUGGUGCCCUAGAUCCGGAGGCCGUUUCUAGUGAUUCAGAAAAUUUAGACGAUUUCCCACUCGAGAUGAAUGUUGAAGUCCAACUGUAUGAAGGGGAAUCUUUGUUCUCUCCUAAUGAAACGUCGAAGGGAAUACUGCAAGUGAAUGGUCUGGAGAAUGAACCUGAUGAAAAGCCUUUGAAUGUUUCACAUUUUACUAAUGGCUGUGAACAGGACAAAAGUAAGAUAUUCAAUAAUAAUGAUACUUCUGAUGGAGAUUCACUUGAGACAAAGCAUCCAGAAAAUAGUUUUAAAAAUAGAAUUAAAUAUUUUCAUAACUCGAGCAAUACUGAUGAGUUACCUCUUGAAAUGAGCGUGGAAUACAAGUAG